Ornithorhynchus anatinus (platypus) is the source of this 1921-nucleotide messenger RNA. It is a transcript of the gene BMP3, whose product is annotated as bone morphogenetic protein 3. Lineage: Eukaryota; Metazoa; Chordata; Mammalia; Monotremata; Ornithorhynchidae. Gene Ontology annotation, molecular function: cytokine activity; growth factor activity. Gene Ontology annotation, biological process: BMP signaling pathway; SMAD protein signal transduction. The coding region runs from base 1 to 1668 and encodes 555 amino acids. The transcript has 3 exons. The record is from RefSeq and is a predicted model, not a curated record. Gene Ontology annotation, cellular component: extracellular region.
AUGGGCUCCGUGGCCCGGCUGGGGCCGGCCCUGGGGCUGGCCCUGGGACUGGCCCUGGGACUGGCCUUGGGGCCGGGCCCGGGGGUCGCCGGGCUCCGGGGGAAGGCGGAGGGCCCCCCGGACCGGGUGUCCGACCACAUGCUCCUCCUCUACCACAGCUUCCGCGCCGGAGCCCCGGGCCGGCCCCCGCCCCGCCAGGGCAACACCGUCCGCAGCUUCCGAGCCCGCCCGCCUGGGCCCGCAGGGAAGCCGGGCGGGCCGGAGCUGCACGUUUUUAACCUGAGCUCCCUCACCAAGUCGGAAAGCAUCUUGUCGGCCAGCCUGCAUUACUACCUGGGGGAGCAGGAGGGGAGGCAGGGGCGCUGCGGGGUAGCCUCGACCUGCGCCCGGCCCGCCCGCCUCCGCCUCGGCCUGUGGGCCUGGGGAGCGGCCCGGCCCGGCCGCCAGAGGCCGCUGGCGAGCGGCGGCCGCCCCCUCGGCGCCCCGACUGCGGCUGCGCGGGGCCGGCCCGGCCGCCAGAGGCCGCUGGCGAGCCGCGUCUUCUCCCUGGGCGCCCCGACUGCGGCUGCGCGGGGCCGGCCGGCCUGGCGGGCCCAGGACAUCACGCGGGCGCUGCGCGCCGCCACGGCCGGCGGCCGGCGCCUCGUGGCCGUCACCAUCGCCGCCAGAGGGCGCAGCGGCGCCGCCCGCCGCCCGCCCGCGCAGCCGCCCUACAUCCUCGUGUUCGCCAACGACACCGCCCUCUCGGCGCCGCUAGGGGGCGCCGCGCCGUGGCCGGCCCGCGGGAGGCGGCGCCCCUCGCACCUGCCCCGCCCCGGGCCCGAGCGCCACGACCCGCCACACGUCACGCUCCCCGGGCCCGAGCGCCACGACCCGCCGCACGCGCCCCUCCCCGGGCGCGAGCCCCACGUUGCAUCCCCCUCCGGGCCCGAGCGCCACGUUGCAUCCCUCUCCGGGCCCGAACGCCACGUUGCGCUCCUCCCCGGGCCCGAGCGCCACGUUGCAUCCCUCUCCGGGCCCGAGCGCCACGACCCGCCGCACCGGCACCUCCCCGGGCCCGAGCGCCACGCACCCUUCCAGGCGCCCCUCCCGGGGCCUCGACGUCGCAGACGCUCCGCCGGCCCCGGCCGACCCCUGCAGGACAACGAGCUCCCGGGGACCGAGGUCCGGGGCGGCGGAGGCUGGGCCGGAGGCUGGGCCGGGGGGCAGAAGCAGCCCUACCUGACCCUGGAGGCCCAGCCCGGGAAGAGCAGGAAGAAGCAGAGGAAGAAGCAGGAGGAGAAGAGCCAGAUCCUGCAGUUCGACGAACGGACCCUAACGCAGGCGCGGAGGAAGCAGUGGGGCGAGCCGCGGAACUGCGCCCGGCGCUAUCUCAAGGUGGAUUUUGCGGACAUCGGCUGGAGCGAGUGGAUUAUCUCCCCCAAGUCCUUCGACGCCUUCUACUGCGCCGGGGCCUGUCAGUUCCCCAUGCCGAAGGCCCUAAAACCUUCCAACCACGCCACCAUCCAGAGCAUCGUGAGGGCCGUUGGCGUGGUCCCCGGCAUUCCCGAGCCCUGCUGCGUGCCGGAGAGGAUGUCUCCCCUCAGCAUCCUCUUCUUCGACGAAAACAGGAACGUGGUGCUCAAGCUCUACCCUAACAUGACAGUGGAGUCCUGUGCUUGCAGAUAGCCAUGGAUCUGGCCGGGCUCUCUGAGGAUACUAUCACCCUGCCCGCGUUUAUCAACCCAGAAGACUGGCGGCAUCCAGCCGAGGAAUCUGCUUUGCGCUUGUCCCAGGAAGGGCCUGAGACAAGAUGGAUUAUUCCUUUCGGGGGCGGCGGCCUCGCCCGCCCCAGAGAUUCCUUAGAACCGUUGGGGGGACACGGUGAUCUAUUUUUGUACAGGGCUUUGAAGUCCACUCAUAAACCAGCCGUCACUGUUGA